Messenger RNA from Trichoderma harzianum CBS 226.95, 618 nucleotides. RefSeq lists its product as hypothetical. The annotation marks the transcript as partial. The transcript is spliced from 2 exons. Lineage: Eukaryota; Fungi; Ascomycota; Sordariomycetes; Hypocreales; Hypocreaceae. The record is from RefSeq and is a predicted model, not a curated record.
AUGCGUCGCUGCGCAGCAGCCCUCGCUCUGUGCUUAACGUCAAGUGCGUUUGCCGCACAGUGCGGCAAUACUACCAUUCACAGCGCCGCAGACGCUGAUGCUUUGCGCAAAGCCUGCCGUGUAGUCGACGGCACCAUUACUAUUCCGCUGAGUUUGAAUCAGCUGGAGAACAUUUCUCUCGAUGGUAUUGAGGUCAUCAAUGGCGACUUGAGAAGCUACAAGUGCGGCUCUAUAUCCAUCAAACGCCGAUCACCGACAAAUAGUUCAGUCGUAAGCUUCUCAAGCUCAACCCUUACAACCAUCCAUGGAGAUCUUGCGCUGGAUGGAUGUAUCCCAGACUUUACAAACAUUAGUUUUCCAAACCUCAAGACUAUUGACGGAGCCUUCGAUCUCGUUAAUUCUGCGUCUCUGGCCUAUCUCGACAUCACCAACCUAGACUCGGUCGGCUACUUUCGCCUCUACUCCCCAACUCUUGUAACGAUGGUGCACAACGAGCUGCGCAAUGUCACAGGAGCCCAUGGCACCAAGAAGGUUGUUGUCGAGCAGACAAGUCUUACCUCAGUUGAUAGCUUGUUUCGGAAUCCCCUCGACAUAGGUGAUUCUCCCGCCAGUAUCGAG